Messenger RNA from Laccaria bicolor S238N-H82, 390 nucleotides. RefSeq lists its product as uncharacterized. Lineage: Eukaryota; Fungi; Basidiomycota; Agaricomycetes; Agaricales; Hydnangiaceae. Bases 1 to 390 code for a protein of 129 amino acids. The transcript is spliced from 4 exons. The record is from RefSeq and is a predicted model, not a curated record.
AUGUCUCCCACUGCCUUCUGCCUCCACCAUCUGGCAAGCCUGGACUUAAUUUCUGUCUACAAGUUGAGGGCUGAGGCCUCUGCAGGCUGCCUCAGGCUGCGGCGUUUGGACUUGGACUCAGAGCUGGGAGUUGAAAGUCACAUGAUCACUCAACUCGAUGUGUUGGAACUUGAACGUAAACUUGUCACUUUCCUCUUGCUUUCCUCCCUGCAAAGUCUUCAACCUUGUCUCUUUGGCUGGGUAACACUUGCACAGGUCUCAGUCACCAAGACACACGAGGAGGAGGGGGCAGGCAAGUCAUUGGGUCAAACAGGGUGGAUUGUGGUUACAUGCUCGCAGCUGCUGACCAACGAGAAAGGCGAGGCUCGACGAAGAGUGAUAUUAACCUAG